Molecule: messenger RNA, 1151 nt
Organism: Daucus carota subsp. sativus
Lineage: Eukaryota; Viridiplantae; Streptophyta; Magnoliopsida; Apiales; Apiaceae
Product: transcription factor BEE 3
Exons: 6
Coding region: 135-989 (284 amino acids)
Biological process (GO): regulation of DNA-templated transcription
Cellular component (GO): nucleus
Molecular function (GO): protein dimerization activity; DNA-binding transcription factor activity
Source: RefSeq, a predicted model, not a curated record
CGCACCAACUAGACCAAUAUUAGACCACAGUCAGCAGUCAUGGUGUCUUAUACAUAGAAUUCCACAAUCUAUGACUGUCUAAACAUAAUUCCUUGGUCUCUUUUUUUAAGCUCUGAAUAUAAGAAAAAAGAUUCAUGGCUGAAUACACAUCAGAAAUGCAAAGCUUCAAAUCACAACUUUCUUUGUUAGAGUUUGAUCCCAACAUGGAACUAAUGAUGAAUCAGUACACAAAUGCAAUCCCAAGUGCCAUAAAUACUUCAAACUCAAGUAUUAAUAACCUCAUGGUGUUUCCUAAUGAGAAUUUCAGUUCUCAAAUUCCGGGUUUCCAGGGUAACUUGGAAUAUAACUUUCGAAGCUUUUCUCAUGAAGAUAAUAAGGAUGUCACUCUAGAAUCUGCUUCUGUCCAAAGAAACGAUUUCUGCAGCUCGAAGAAGAGGAUAGCAGGACAUGAAGUGGAAGUCUGUUCUAGUAAUUCAUCUCCUCAAGCUUCUGGUAGUGGAAACAAGAGAAAAAAUAAUUCUGGGGCAGUCAAAAGGUCGAAGAGUAGUGACAAAGACGAAGAGAAACCAGAUGAUGUGGUACAUGUCCGAGCUAGAAGGGGCCAAGCCACCGAUAGUCACAGUUUAGCAGAAAGGGUUCGAAGAGGAAAAAUCAAUGAAAAAAUAAAAUGCCUGCAAGACAUUGUACCUGGUUGUCACAAGACAAUGGGCAUGGCAGUCAUGUUGGAUGAGAUUAUUAAUUAUGUACAGUCUUUGCAGAACCAAGUGGACUUCCUUUCUAUGAAGCUUUCUGCAGCAAGCACAUUUCAUGAUAUUAACUCACAGACAGAUGCAUUUGAACAACUACAGAUUGUACAGAGAGCAAUGGCAUAUGAAGCACAGAAGAUGCAAAGAGUUGUGAGAAGAGGAAAUGAAGAGGUUGCCUCAACUCAAUUUGGUCCCCUUGACCUUAAUUUUGGCUCUUAUCCUACACUGCCAUACAAUUCAUAAACAAAAGAUCCUGUUUUCCCAUCAAUAGUUUGCUUGUCCCCAUCUCAUCUUUUUUAUGUAAUUUCAGACAUGCCACUGUAUACAUAUACUAAUCCUCACACAUGUGGAGAAAUACUUCAAAUAUAUACUAUCACAAGUCACAACUUUUACUGGCAUUGUUUA